This is a messenger RNA of Rubroshorea leprosula, 1523 nucleotides long. The record is from the annotation of a GenBank genome assembly. NCBI's taxonomy places the organism in Eukaryota, Viridiplantae, Streptophyta, Magnoliopsida, Malvales, Dipterocarpaceae.
UGUGGGUUUGAAUUUCUGGGCAUUUUUCGGGUAAGCCACAGCCAAGAAAUCAUCUCUUUAACCUUGAUUUAGGCUGGGUUAUGCUAAUUUCUGUUUAUUUCCCUAAAUUUUUGGGUAGUCCGUGAGUUUCCUGCAGCUUGCCGCCGGCCUCUUCUUCUCCCUGCAGCUCCGGUUCUUGCUGGAAAAUUCUGGUAUGAUGGCCACUUCUUUAAGCCCUAAAUUAGCCAUUUAAUUGCUGCUUUGUGUGUGUCCGAAUUGUGCCAGAAAUGGGGAGGAAUUCCAGUAGCAUUUAGUAGCAUUUUAAAUGUGUUUUAAGCUUGAUUAAGUGGAAUUGAGCUUGAAUUAGCUGCUGUGAUGUUUUGUGUGAAAAUUCCGUGUGUGUGAAUUGUGAUUUGCCAAAGUUAUGCUCUCCCUGUGCUGCCGUGAGAAAUGGGAAAAUUUUGGUAGAUUAAGUUAUGUUUUUAAGCUUGGUUUAAGUUCGGAGUUACUGUUCACGUCGUGCACUGUUCACAUGUACUGUUCACAGAACACUGUUCAUACCCCGAGAGUCAACAAUUAACGAGGAUUUAAAUGAUUAGUUUGUGAUAUAAGAACGAAUUUGGAGAUAUCUGAUCAUGUGGAGAUUUAUGGAAAUAGCUUUGUGAUUAGGAAUGAUCCUAAUGAUGAUUUCAGUUUGAAUUUGUGAUAGUGGUAUUAAUUCUUGAAAUAUCUUGAUUAGGUUCUUGAUCAUCCUGUCAGUUUAGUACGUGAAUUGAGUGCUCAGUUUUGCGGAGUGAGGUAAGUAAAAUUAUGGUAACGCCCUUCGACUUUUUAAGCAUGUUUUGAUUUGUUUUGAAAUGGUGGCGGGACUAAACCCGUUUUACACGAGCAUGACGGAUUUGAAGUGAAAUGUUUUAUGCUUUUCAUUAAAUUGAGCAUGCCUACUUGAAAUUUAAGUGAUUGUCCUGAUGAUCUGAAAGUGAUUGUGAAUCGUGAUUUUCCUGUUAAUUUCUGCCUGUUUUGUCUCCGAUGUGGUCAUGUUAUUCGUGACCCUGCUAGUGGGGGAGGUUAAACGCUAGCACAUGUCGACAUGUAUUUCUGUAGAACCGGUUCGUUUCUGUUAUCCUGCUAGUGGGAGUUAAACACUAGCAAUUCCUGUUGCCUGCCAGUGGGAGUGUUAAACACUGGCUGUGACCUAUGGAGGAGACGUCUAUUUCGUUCCUGUACUGUAUCCGUUUUUGAUGAUUUCACUUGUUGGCAUGCUAUAAGUUUAAUUAAGGGCAAUCCAUAUUUUACUUAUUGAGUUUAUCUUAUAGUUUUUCCUUGUCCACCAUUUCAGGAAGCAAAACCGAGGAUGGGGAAACCACGGGAAGUGACGAGUUAGAAGGCUAGCCAUUGUAAUUGAUAUAGAUUUUAGAAAUAAAACGUGAUCUUGUAAGUUAGAGUGUAUUUGGGGGAUUUUGAUGAUAUCAGAGUAAAUUUUAAAGUUGAUCUUCGGAUUUUGGUGAUAUUAGAUUGUAAAUUUGAUAAGUUCUGAAUCUUGU